AGCAAUAAAAAAAAAUUGUAUUUAUAAAUCUGCGAGAUGAUACCAAUUCGAAUUGUAAAAAAAUCACUAUUCUAGAUGACGAAAUUCACGCUGUUUUCGGAAGAAACGUCCGGAUUCUUUAAAGAGCUGAUAAUGGGUACCAUGAAAGACAGGGAAAUGCGGAAAAUCAUCAGACCAGACAUGAUCCAUCUACUCAUGGAAGCUAAGAAAGGGGGUUUAAUUGCAGUCUGGACUGAUGACGACAUCAUCGCUCAAGCAGUUCUUUUCUUCGUUGCUGGUUUUGAAACCGUUUCAUCGGCAAUGACGUUCCUCCUUCACGAAUUGGCUCUCAACCCUGAAGUACAAGACAAAUUGGUUGAAGAAAUCAAGGAAAACAAGGAGAGGAACAAUGGAAAAUUUGACUACAACUCCAUACAGAAUAUGGUGUAUUUGGAUAUGGUUGUUUCAGAACUCCUAAGGCUGUGGCCGCCAGGUGUCUCCAUGGAUAGAAUCUGCGUUCAAGACUACAACUUGGGGAAACCAAAUGACAAGGCCAAAAGAGACUUCACA
Messenger RNA from Bombyx mandarina (wild silkworm), 549 nucleotides. RefSeq names its product cytochrome P450 9e2. Gene Ontology annotation, molecular function: iron ion binding; heme binding; oxidoreductase activity, acting on paired donors, with incorporation or reduction of molecular oxygen. The record is from RefSeq and is a predicted model, not a curated record. NCBI's taxonomy places the organism in Eukaryota, Metazoa, Arthropoda, Insecta, Lepidoptera, Bombycidae.